This is a messenger RNA of Anopheles arabiensis, 3404 nucleotides long. RefSeq lists its product as uncharacterized. NCBI's taxonomy places the organism in Eukaryota, Metazoa, Arthropoda, Insecta, Diptera, Culicidae. The transcript is spliced from 2 exons. The record is from RefSeq and is a predicted model, not a curated record. Bases 1656 to 2039 code for a protein of 127 amino acids.
UUGUGAUAUGGUAUUAGUGUGAUGUGAUUUUAUCCAAGGUUUUAUUAUAUUUACCUAUUCUAGUGAAGUCCUUGUCCGAGGCCUUUUUGUGCAUCCAUCUUGUAGUGUCUUUGUCAUUUCGGCUAUCUGGAAACAUUGAGAUAUCGAUGUGAAAAACCUUCCAAGUUGUUAGAGGACAUAUAGAACAGUAAAAUGCCGCACGCCAUAGUUCAGACCACUGAUGCAAGAGGAAAUGGCGAGUUAUAUAUAGUCCCAGAGGGCUGGAUACAGGAAACAAACCGAGGCAAAUCAUAUCAUCUUUGGCCAAAAACAAACGCCAUCUUCAACAAAUGGUUAGCGAUGGGAAUUGCACAGGCAAUCCCAACCAGUGUUGUAAACUGUUGACAUUUUUUUGACGUUCGCAGUAGGCUACUGGUCAAAAUCAUUUUUCGUACAUCACAUCCACUGUUGCCAUGACACGACUGUUGAAGAACGACAUUCAUUUCUUUAGUUACCGUCAGUGUCUUUGCGAUGACAUGACUGUAAAAAAAUGUAGUUUGAAUCUCAAUUGACAUUCAUCUUGUGAAUCCAGAACUGCCUGGUGCCUUUAAGGAUCGUAGGUGACUGAAAAAUUAAAUAUUUUAACUUGGCCAGUGCGAAAAUCAGUGUCUUCUUGCUGGUGUACACGAAUUUAAAAGAAAAAAUGUUACAAAGGAGAAGGCGAUGUAGUGCACUCGAAAAUGAAAGUCAAAUGAAUGUCGUCAAAAAAUGUCGUCGAAGCAAACGACAUUUUUUGACAUGACUGUAGAAUGAAAGAGUGAAAACUGAAUUCGAAGCUUCAAAUCGUGUCAAAGUAGGCAAUUUCAUGUCAAAGAACGUCACCACUAACAACACUGAUCCCAACUGGAAGAAGAUUAAGUACAUCGUGAAAAAAGAACAUAGGUACGAUAGAACAUGCGGAGCAACUGGUAACUGCUAUGAGUGACGAAAAUAACUCUGAUUUUAGCAUAUCAUCCGCACAUACAUUAGAUGGUAUAAAAAGAGCUAACUUUGAAAUCUUAAUGGUUAUAGAUUAUGUUAAAAAUGAAACUACAGAAGCUGUUGAAGGAAAUCGAUGGUCUGAAUAUUCUAUAGAAUAGCUUCAUAAAGAUUCUAUAAAAGAAAAUCAAUCUGCCAAAUACUCUUCAGAAGAAUGGCUUCAUGAAAAUGACGCAAAUGAUGAAUGUGAUACGAUAAAUGACUCGGUAGCAACAGUGUGCUCAAACCAUGGCUAUCCAAUGUUUGCAGAUAUGAACGAUGCUAAUGUACAAUACCCCCAUUCAUAUAUCCCCUGUGAUCCAAAUUGUUGCAGUCAGCCGAGACUGCAGCCUCUUCGCACACUCGAUGCUUUCCGGGAAUUGACGGCAUUCGAUGUGUAGCGAAUAUAGUCGUCUCUCUCACUCUCUCUCGUGCAUGAUCCAUUACGAUCGGGGAUCUUGCGAUGUAACGGACACUCGGGAUUUUAUCUGCACCAGCAAUAGACGUGGCUAGCGCGCGUGGCACCCUAUUACCUUACUUUUAUAUGUUGAUCGUUUUAUAUAUAUGUUUUGUUAAAGUAAAGUUAAGUCAACAACAACAUAAAAGUGGCGAGGAGUUUAAGUGGAAACGGUCAACGACAAGUAGGGAAACGCCGCAGAAUGUCCAGUUCAAAAGAGACGCCAAUCAUCGAGGAGCAACGUCGUCUCUCACAAAAUGGGGUCCUGAACACAGGAUUCAUUCACCCUCAGCCACCGCAGCACACGCCAUCGGAUUCAUCGUCGCUGCAGCAAACGCUGCAGCUUUUACAACAGCAAUUGGCCCAACAGCAGCAGCAAAUGGCACAGCAACAGCAACUGUUAUCACAGCUCGUGCAACAACAACAGCAGCAGCAGCAGCCACCGACCCCCGAUCUGCAAUUUGUGCCAAAACCGAGCAACCCAGAGUUGAUACUGGAAGCCCUUGCCGGUAAUAUUAGUGAGUUCCGGUACGAUCCAGAAGCGGGAGUAACCUUUGAAUCAUGGUACACGCGGUAUGUAGAUUAGUUUAGUGAGGAUGCUUCUCGCUUGGAUGACGCCGCCAAGGUUCGAGUCCUGGGACGUAAGCUUGGAACCGCUGAACACGCCCGGUUUAGUAAUUUCAUUUUGCCACGUGCACCGCGAGAUUUCAGCUUCAACGAAAUGGUGGAAAAGCUUACCAUCCUGUUCGGCAAAAUGGAGUCGGUGCUAAGCAAACGCUUCAAGUGUCUUAAUAUUUCCAAAACGCGCACCGAGGAUCUGCUAGCAUUUACCUGUCGAGUUAAUAAAGCGUGCGUCGAUGCGGAAUUUUCUUCGAUGACGGAGGAAGAUUUUAAGUGCCUCAUCCUCGUAUGCGGAUCAAAGGACGAAAGCGUACAGGACAUAAGAAUGAAAUUGUUAGCCGCCAUUGAAGACAGGAAAAACGCCACCCUAGAGCAGCUAGCAGCAGAUUGCCAACGCUUAGUGCGUGUGAAAGCUGAUAGCGCUAUGAUCAAGGCAGGCAAUGCAAGCCAGAAACAACCGCCAGUGGCAACGAAACACCAACAACGAGCGCUACCCCAAACCAGCACCCCGAAACGAAGCCUCCAAACCCCGCACCCCGUGAUGGCUUUGUGGUGCUCUGCAUUGGACCCGUGACUGCACCUACAGAACCAACAAGUGCCGAGAUUGUGGACGUACUGGUCAUCGAGAGGGUUUCUGCAACUCGUCACAACGGCGCAAAGGACGACCGCGAUUUGAUCAUCGCCGUGCAGUGUCAUCGCGAGUAGUACGUGUCAACGUGUGCAGCGUGCAGCAGAAGCGGAAAUUUGUCAGCACUAGUUAAAAUGGCCCGGUUACAGGGCUACGCAACGUUUAUUGGGACAUAUACGUCUUAUCAACGAUAUAAGAAUUGCACUUCAAAUAAUCAUUUUGUUUUUGAAUCCUUUGUAAAAGAUUUUUUUGUGUGCUAAUAUUAUUUAUUACAAACAUUGCAGUGUAUAUGAUUAUGAUUUCAUAAUUUUCUUUAAUUCAAUAUACUACAAAUUGAAUUGUGGAUGGUGCACCGGCUGGAUUAAAUAUUUUUUAUCAAAAUUAACACUGUUUGCGAUAAAUUUACUUUACCUUUCGGGUCAUAUGUUCCAGGUAACAUCAAGUCCCGUGGUAUCUUGGCAUACGCCUUAUCGAAUCCCGGGAAUGUCGUAUGCCGUACGUCGUAUGACUCACGUUGAUGCAGAGCAGAAAAUUCGUUUUUUAAUCGGUUCACGUAUAUGUAACUAAUAUGUAAUCCAGCACAUCGAUAGCAUAAAAGUGCUCAUCGUCCACCAAUGAAAAUAUUUCGGCAACGGAUAAGGCGCAUUGUAGCAGGUCUGGUCCUAUCUGCAUAAAGUCGAAUAACUGCGGCAUACAGGAAAC